CAGGUACCUGGUUGUGCUUAGACACUGUAGCUUAAUACGAGACUCGGCCCCAGCAAUCUUACAACAGUUCAAGUUGCUUCACCAACCAGCCAACAUCUCAAGUUCUGGCCUGGUCAGUGUCCCAGAGUGCGCUGGCCACAACUGUCACAUGCAGCUUCCUCACGCGCGAAUCACAUCUACAGCUCUUGGCGGCCGCAGCUGACGACGCGACAAGAUGCACCCAGACGCGCCUGCGCGCUCGUCCAAGCCGGGACGGCCGCAGGCUGCCGAAAAUGAAAUCAGCGCUGAUGAUGUACUCUCCCUAUCUCCGGGAGUCACCCUGACCCUCGCCGAGGAUGCCCUGGUCAUGUCUGGUCAGUUGGCGACCAAGCGCAGUCGCUCAUGUCUUUCUUGCCUGCCAGUUUCAGCGACCAAGGGCACACCAAACAGCAUUCCUUACUACAACAUCCUCUGGGCCGAGGUUACUGCCGACCGCAGGUGGCUCAACGUAGACUACGCUGACCAGGAACGGCCUCACUUUCUGGUUGCCCGCAGUGCGAAAUUCGCCCUAUCCGAGCUUGCCAUCGAGGGCACAUCCACUACCCCUAUUGAGGACCACACUUCCUCAUGGAUCGAGCGCCUCUUAGAUCGCGCCUAUGCCGGCGCCGCUCGCCGUAAGCGCGCAUGGGUUCUAGUUAAUCCCCAUGCCGGUCCUGGCGGCGCCGACAAGAUAUGGGAGCAGCAGGUGAGACCCAUCUUCGUGGCCGCACGCAUGCCCAUGACCGUGGUGCGGACCACCUACUCUGGCGAAGCCGUCGACCUUGCUCGGGACAUCAACAUCGACGACUACGACAUCGCUGUCCCGUGCUCGGGAGACGGCUUGCCGCAUGAGGUGUUCAACGGCCUGGCCAAGCGUGCCGAUGCCCGCCGCGCCCUGUCCAAGAUUGCCGUGUGCCACAUACCCUGCGGGUCCGGCAACGCAAUGAGCUGCAACUUGUACGGCACACACAGGCCAACUCUUGCGGCCUUGGCCAUCGUCAAGGGCGUGCCCACCCCGCUGGACUUGGUCAGCAUUACCCACGGUGACCAGCGGACCAUAAGCUUCCUAAGCCAGGCUUUGGGCAUGAUUGCAGAGCUGGAUCUUGGCACCGAGCAUCUGCGGUGGAUGGGCUCAACCCGCUUUGCUUGUGGCUUCAUGAUGCUCGCAUUCCAGAGGAAGACGUACCCAUGCGAUAUCGCCGUCAAGGUUGAGAUCGAGAACAAGGAAGACGUGAAAAAACACUAUCGACAGCAGGUCAUACAAUCUGGCCCGGAGAACUCCCGGCUCCGCGACCAAUCCCGGGACCCACGGUCCAACAUGGGUGACGAGCAGUCCAGUGUCUCAACGCCCGACUCCAAGUCUGCCGAAAGCGACAAUGGACUAGGGCUCCCGCCCCUGAAGUAUGGCACGGUCAUGGACAAGCUGCCCGACGGAUGGGAGAUUGUUCCUCACGAAAAGCUUGGUAGCUUCUAUUGCGGCAAUAUGGCAUACAUGGCGCCUGACCUCAACUUUUUCUCGGCCGCCCUUGCGAAUGACGGUCUCAUGGAUCUGAUCACCUCGGACGGCGAUAUUUCACCCUUGAAGUCCAUGGGGCUACAACUGUCGGUUGAAUCCGGGCACUUCUUUGAUAGCCCCCUCGUAUCGUACCGCAAGGUUUCGGCUUACCGCGUCAUUCCACGCAGCCAGGGCCCUGGCUACAUCAGCAUCGACGGGGAGGCGAUACCCUUUGGACCAUUCCAGGCUGAGGUGCACCAGGGCCUCGGCUUGACGCUAUCUAAGAAGGGCAUGUUCGAGGCCCCGGGGCCACAGAACUGGGAUACUGUCACCAACAGCGAGAGGCUUUUGGCUUGAAUGAUUGUCGGCGUUGCAUACCCAGUGUAUUAUCAUGUAUUGACACCUAGCAUACUAUUUGCAUUGCCUACAUAGAGCCGGCCAAAGUGCCGCGCAUGUUUUGAAGAUCUGGUUAGCUGGGUUGGCAAAGGUUGAAUGAUGAGGCGCAAGUGAUGUGUU
Molecule: messenger RNA, 2029 nt
Organism: Canariomyces notabilis
Lineage: Eukaryota; Fungi; Ascomycota; Sordariomycetes; Sordariales; Chaetomiaceae
Exons: 4
Coding region: 215-1870 (551 amino acids)
Biological process (GO): phosphorylation; sphingosine biosynthetic process
Cellular component (GO): membrane; cytoplasm; intracellular membrane-bounded organelle
Source: RefSeq, a predicted model, not a curated record